Myotis myotis is the source of this 2859-nucleotide messenger RNA. It is a transcript of the gene CSNK1D, whose product is annotated as casein kinase 1 delta. Lineage: Eukaryota; Metazoa; Chordata; Mammalia; Chiroptera; Vespertilionidae. The coding region runs from base 1568 to 2818 and encodes 416 amino acids. The record is from RefSeq and is a predicted model, not a curated record. Gene Ontology annotation, cellular component: nucleus; cytoplasm; spindle microtubule. The transcript has 9 exons. Gene Ontology annotation, molecular function: ATP binding; protein serine/threonine kinase activity. Gene Ontology annotation, biological process: positive regulation of proteasomal ubiquitin-dependent protein catabolic process; spindle assembly; peptidyl-serine phosphorylation.
UGUGCAUAGGAAUUUGUUCAUAGUUUUUUUUAAAACUAUAGUCCAGCCCUCCAGCGGUCUGAGGGACAGUGAACUGGCCCCCUGUUUAAACAGUUUGAGGAGCCCUGGUCUAGACCUCCACAGCUGUGGUGCUUGUCUCCGUCUCCUUCCAUCUUCUACCCCUGGGACAGAACACCUACCAGGGCCAGUCGCUGGGGAGAUUCCAGGCCCUUGGAGUUCUGGACACCCACCUCCAUUGCCUCGCGCUCCUUCAGGCUCAGUGCACCGGGGUCAAGCGUGGUCAUGGCGUAGACAGGAAGCCUAAUCCCGUGUGCAUGGUGACCCACUUACGGAUGCCAGCCCCGUGCAGCAGCUGCGGCUCCCAGCACCUUGGCACGGCCACCUGCAAACUGCUGGGUGGACAUGGAGCCCACAGUCUGCUGAGCCCCAGGGUCCUGGUCAGAUGGCUGUUGGCCCCUGAGAAGUCCAGAAACUGAAGUGUAAUUACUUUUCUUAAUGUGAUUGAUUUUUUAGAGGGGGAGAGAGAGAGAGAGACAUUAGUGUGCCUCCUGCACACUCCCUACUGGGAAUUGACCUCACAACCCAGGCCUGUGCCCUGAUCAGAAAUUGAACUGGCAACCUCUUGGUGCAAGAGUUGACACUCAACCACUGGGCCACACUGGCCGAGCUGAAGUUUAAUUCUUAAGUUUAGCCAAAUACAAACCAUCGGUGACUAGGAAUAAGUCUUGAGCCACAUAAGACCUGUGUGCAGAAAAUGCAAAGCUGGCUGGAGGGCACUGCAGACGACUUCCAAGUGUUCCUGGUUGAAGCCUCGGGUGUCGCUCCUCCCAGGGCGCCUCGGCCAGCCGGGUCCCGUCCAGGCCCAGCAGCAUGUCUCCCACAUGACAGGCUGACUCGAGAACUCGGGCGACCGCCAAGGUCCGAGACUGACUGAAUGCUCCUGAGGAAGGCAUGUGCCCUGAGAAGAUCAAAACUCAGGCCCGAAGGAGUGAGCAUGCCUGGCAUCCAGAUAAUGGCUUCUGGUGUCAUUUCUCACAGGAGCCUGGUCUCACAAGGGCUGGGCAGGAGGAGGUGAGGCAGUCAAGCAGGCUAUGUGUGGCUCAGGGAGAGCUCUCAGGCCAGUGGGCACAUGUCCAGAGGACACAGGAGCAAGCUUGGAGGGGCAUCUGUUGGCCAAACUUGGGAUAACGGGAACCUCAGAACUAGUAACUCCAGCCCCCGGGAGAAGGGAGGAGCAUUCAUGACUCCAGAGUGUGCGCUCACACAGGAAGCUCCACAGAAAAAUGCAGAGGAAGCAAUCGAGUGGGAAUUGCCGCUUUGUUGAUUGGUCCCAGCAGGAGUCACCGAUGCCUGCAAGCACCUUCAGGGAGCGGGUCUGACCCCACCCCGAAGCUUCGCCCACAGAGGACGGUAACGGAGAGUGGAUGGCGAAGAGCCGGCAGGCAGCAGCUGACAAGGGGUCCGGCCAGCAAGCAGGCACAUCCAAAGUGGUCCUGCAACGCUGCCGAGCACCAGAGUGGGCAUCCCCACCAUCCGGUGGUGCGGGGCGGAGGGGGACUACAACGUCAUGGUGAUGGAGCUGCUGGGGCCCAGCCUGGAGGACCUCUUCAACUUCUGCUCGCGGAAGUUCAGUCUCAAGACCGUCCUGCUGCUGGCCGACCAGAUGAUCAGCCGGAUCGAAUACAUUCACUCAAAGAACUUCAUCCACCGUGACGUGAAGCCAGAUAACUUCCUCAUGGGGCUGGGGAAGAAGGGCAACCUGGUCUACAUCAUCGACUUCGGCCUGGCCAAGAAGUACCGGGACGCCAGGACCCACCAGCACAUCCCCUACCGCGAGAACAAGAACCUCACCGGGACGGCGCGCUACGCCUCCAUCAACACGCACCUGGGAAUCGAACAAUCUCGAAGGGACGACCUGGAGUCACUGGGCUAUGUGCUCAUGUACUUCAACCUGGGCUCCCUGCCCUGGCAGGGGCUGAAGGCUGCCACCAAGAGGCAGAAAUACGAGCGCAUCAGUGAGAAGAAGAUGUCCACGCCCAUCGAAGUACUGUGCAAAGGCUACCCCUCCGAGUUUGCCACGUACCUGAAUUUCUGCCGUUCGUUGCGUUUUGAUGACAAGCCUGACUACUCGUACCUGAGACAGCUCUUCCGGAACCUGUUCCAUCGCCAGGGCUUCUCCUACGACUACGUGUUCGACUGGAACAUGCUCAAGUUUGGUGCCAGCCGGGCCGCUGACGAUGCCGAGCGGGAACGCCGGGACCGGGAGGAGCGGUUGAGACACUCCCGGAACCCAGCCACACGGGGACUCCCUUCCACAGCCUCGGGCCGGCUGCGGGGAGCACAAGAAGUGGCUGCUCCCACCCCCCUCACCCCUACCUCACACACUGUACACACAUCCCCCACCAGCCUCUCCGUCCCCAUCCCUGACAGCAUCCCAGCAGAGCCCUGGGCAGCCUUCCCAUGGGAGACCCGCGCUGGCGUCCCCCUCGAGGGCCCUGCCCCCAGGCCCUGGGCAAGCUGCUGGGAAGCGAGAGGCGAGUGUUGGCGGGGGACCUGCCUGUGCUGCCCUGAUGGCCAAGAGGAUGCAGCUAACACCUCUCCUCGGCCCGUGUCCGGCAUGGAAAGAGAGCGGAAAGUGAGUAUGCGGCUGCACCGUGGCGCCCCCGUCAACAUCUCCUCGUCGGAUCUUACGGGCCGACAAGAUACCUCCCGCAUGUCCACCUCACAGAGGAGCAGAGACGUGGCGUCUCUCCGGCUGCACUCGGCCCGCCAGGGCACCCGCUGCCGGCCCCAGCGCCCUCGACGCACCACCUACUGAGGCGGCCCCAGCGGCCUCCGAUCGGGUUCCCAGCCACGCAG